Seminavis robusta is the source of this 726-nucleotide messenger RNA. The record is from the annotation of a GenBank genome assembly. NCBI's taxonomy places the organism in Eukaryota, Bacillariophyta, Bacillariophyceae, Naviculales, Naviculaceae.
UUUAUCUCAUCUGAGCUCUCGUCUCAACACCCAAGCCCUUUUGGUGUCCAUAUCUACCGUAUCCUGUUGUAUUGAAAGAAAAAAAGAAAAGAAAGAUGCGUUUUUACGAGAUGAUCGCCCUUGUGUUUUUGGGUAUCUUGGCCAGUGCCAUUGGCGAGGACUUCCCCGACGAAUCUUCGGGAGACUACGCCUACGAUGCCGAUGCAAUCGAAGCUGCCAUGAAGUCCAUCAUUGACUGUGAUAAUGCCAUGGGCUUGGAUGAAGACUCCACUGUGGAAGGUGCCGAAUUCAGCCACCAAGGUUUGGCAUUGGUCAACGUCACCACUUGGCAGGGAUACUGUGACUGGUGGUCCUUUGUUGGGAAUGGUCCGUUGGUUGGAUUCUCGGUCGAUGCGCGAGAUAUUGGCUAUGACGAAGAAGACAAUGCCAUUGUCUAUGCAGCUACCAUAACUGCCACCCAUACUGGAGAGGGAAUGCCCUUCCCACCAACCAACAUGACAACAAUUUCGGAUUAUGCCUAUUGGGCGCUUUUGGAUGAUGAUUACAAAAUUGUGAGUGUGAAGAAGAUCUGGAAUGAUUUCUAUGCCAUGACGGAGCUUGGGUGGAUCUAAGAACCGUACGGUAUAACCUGAAGUGCUUGAGGUUGCAAAAAUGUGUAUGCUGGUGGGGUAAGAGCAGCUUGAAAAACAAUCGUCAUUCAUAGUUCAUUUUAUUCCAACAUGUGUC